AUGCAACGAGCACCGCAGCCUUCUUGCUUUGAUCGUGUGAAGCUAGGAUUCAUGAUUGGUUGUGCUGUUGGCAUGAGCUCAGCAGCUCUCUUCGGGACCUACUCGGCACUCAGAAUGGGGCUACGUGGGAGAGAAUUAGUAUCAAGCAUUGGAAAAGUUAUGCUGCAAGGAGGUGGUACAUUUGGAGUGUUUAUGGGAAUUGGCACAGCCAUUCGCUGCUGAAUCAAUGGCAUAUGAAAUCAUCCCAAAGCCAUCAAAGUUUCAGUCAGCAUAUCAACCAAAGGGCUAAGAAAUAUGGUAGAAAUACCCUUUGGUAAAUCUACAAAAGGAACAUUUCUAGGACCCCAAUGGUUUUUGGCAUUUCUGUGUGUAUAUAUAAAUUUUGUAGAAUGUAAUGUUAUCAUUCUAAUAACAUUAAUGAAUCAAGAGAAGAAAAUUAUACCUAA
Messenger RNA from Rhopilema esculentum, 446 nucleotides. RefSeq names its product reactive oxygen species modulator 1. Gene Ontology annotation, biological process: protein import into mitochondrial matrix; protein insertion into mitochondrial inner membrane. Gene Ontology annotation, cellular component: TIM23 mitochondrial import inner membrane translocase complex. Lineage: Eukaryota; Metazoa; Cnidaria; Scyphozoa; Rhizostomeae; Rhizostomatidae. The record is from RefSeq and is a predicted model, not a curated record.